GGCUCGGCUCGGCUCGGCUGCCGCCGCCGCUGCGGGGAGAGCGGAGCGGAGCGGGACCGCGCGAGCGGCGCUUGAUAGGCGCAGCCCGAGGGGGUGGAGGGAGGCGGCGGCGGCGGCCCGGCCCGGCCCGGAGGGGGCGGCUCCCCCCCUAAAAGCCGCCCCGGGCAGCGAGCGCCGAGGCACAGCGGGCAGCCGCAGCCCGAGCUGGAGCCGGAGCCGGAGCCGGAGCCGGGCACAGCGCUGCCGCUGCCGCCGAGCUGCACACCCGCACCCGCACCCGGACCCGGACCCGCUCCGCCCCGCAGCCCCGCGCGCCCCGCAGCCUUGGCCCGCGAUGCUCCGGCCGGGCCGGGCCACCCGGGCUCGGAGCAGCCGUCGCCGCUCGCCGCGGGGCGCCGGGCUCUGAUCGCCGCCGCCGCCGCCGAGACGUCGCACCCGCGUCCCCGGGGACCGGCUCCAAGAUGCUCCGCAACGGGGGUUUUGUGGAGCUGCUCCUGAUGCUGUUUGGACUGGAGCUUCCCUUCACCGCGUGCUGCCCCACGGACUGCGUCUGCUACCCGGCCCCGAUGACCGUCAGCUGCCAGGCCCACAACUUCGUGACGAUUCCCGAGGGGAUUCCAGAAAACAGCGAGAGGAUUUUCCUGCAAAACAACCAGAUCACCUUGCUUCUGCGCGGUCACUUCAGCCCUUCCAUGGUCACCUUGUGGAUCUACUCCAACAACAUCACCUUCAUCGACCCAGACACCUUCGACGGGUUUGUCCACCUGGAGGAGCUGGAUUUGGGAGAUAACCGCUAUUUGAGGGCUUUGGCAGCGGAGACCUUCCAAGGGCUGGCGAAACUCCACGCCUUGUAUCUGUACAAAUGUGGGCUGAGCUCCUUGCCCAGUGGGAUAUUUGGUGGCCUCCACAAUCUACAGUACCUUUAUCUACAAGACAACCACAUAGAGUUCCUGCAGGAUGACAUCUUUGUUGACCUAGUCAACCUCAGCCAUCUCUUCCUCCACGGGAACAAGCUCUGGAGCCUGCAUCAGAACACGUUCAGGGGGCUAGUAAACCUGGAUAGGUUGCUCAUCCAUCAAAACCAGCUGCAGUGGGUCCACAGACGGGCUUUCCACGACCUCCGAAGACUGACCACGCUUUUCCUGUUCAAUAACAGCCUCUCCGAGCUGCACGGGGAAUGCCUCGCCCACCUGGCGGCCCUGGAGUUUCUCCGGCUGAACGGCAACCCUUGGAGCUGCGACUGCAAAGCCCGGUCGCUCUGGGAAUGGCUGCGCAGGUUCAGAGGAUCCAGCUCCAGCGUGAUCUGCGAAUCUCCUGAGCAGAUGCACGGCAAGGACCUGAAGAUGCUAAAAGUAGAGGACUUUAGGAACUGUUCUGGGUCUGAGUCCCUCCAUCAGAUCAAAACACACACGCUGUCCACCGCCGACAGAGGAGUGCCCAAAGACCACCACCCCCACCACUCCUCCCAGGAGAAGGGCAAGGAGAGAGGGAUGGAGCACGGUUUGCACAGCAGCCAGCCUGCACCGCCUCCUGGCUCACGGCCAGGGUACAGAAAGCCCAGCAAGAACUGCACCAGCCACAAAAGCCGCAACCGAACCUCUAAACCGGUGUCCCUGGGGCCACGGAAAAGCAUUCACGAGGUUCAGGACUACGUGCCUGACUACCAGCACAAAUUCAGCUUUGGCAUGAUGCCCACAGCACCGCCAAAGCGGAAGGGUAAGUGUACCCGGCGGACACCCAUUCGACCCCCCAGCGGAGUCCAGCAGGCAGCUGGGAGCUCGCGGGUCAGGGCCUCCCUUCUGCUUUGUAUAAUGGUGUUAGUGGUCAUAAUACGCUGAGCCGGGCUGUGACGGACAGAAUCUGUACUGCCACCAAUCUACAAAGGACCAGAGUUUCUUUUCUUCUUCUUUUUUUGUACAUGGAGAAUUUGGCCUUGUGAAGGAAAGACCGUUGCUUAGGCUUUGGAUGGUCUCCAUACACGGACGGGAGGAUUAUAAACAUGGACUGUACAGGACGUGCACGGCAGGAUCGGAUUAAAGGCAUUAUCACAUGCUUGUCACAAACAGCCCCAACUGAGCACCUACAAAAAAGCCAACCUUACAAAAACAGAUCAAAGGGACAGGAGCUAAUCCUCCAUUAAUAACAACUGGACAAACGUGGACAGUAGCUGUGCUCUAGGUGAAAUCCUGUUAAUUUGCGAGAGCUCUGAAAGACCCUGCGAUUACCGACGGGAACGUAACUGCUGUAAAAACGAUCACCAAUUAAGCCUACACUGUUUACCUGGAACUGUGCGCAGACACUUACCAACGUGGCACAAGGACAUCCCGCCCCUCUCGGCUCCGACCCCGCAGGCCGACGCUGGCUGGAAAUCUCUUGGAAGACAAUCUCAAAUCCCUGAAUAUCUCAGGCACACAGCAGAACAGGGCUUGCCUGCUGGGCUAGGAGUAGCCAACUACCAAAGGAAAGACUGAUUAGAGGUGGAAAGUAAAAACUGAAAAGGAUUGAGGUACCUACAGCAGGUGCGUUUUUUGUAACCGUGUUCACAUAUACAAAACCAACAAAUGCACAGGUCCCUUCCCCUCAAUUAACCGUAUGUAUGUCUUACAAUGUUUAUAAACUAUAUGGAAACUGUAUCUGCAGAACUAAGGAUUGUAUUGUUGGAUUUAUAGCAAAACAGUAUCUGGUUUUCUCUAGUAAGCGAUUGGCAGCAGUGCCUACAGAUGCUGGCCAGCCACCGUCGGGCUCGCACGCGCGGGGCAGCCGCAGCGGACCAAUGUUCUUAGCGAGUUAGAGCACUAGCCUUUCGGAGGUUUUUUGUAUGCAGUGCAACAGAGUCCAUAUCUGAAGAGCCAAAUCUCCCUCUUAUGCCCUAACUUGUAACCCGUCACAUGGGAAAGGGAUGAAUUAGAAAUGUCCAGUCCAAACAACAGCCAUAGAGCUCCGGCUCCUAGAAAGCGCCCCCAGGCCUGGGGCAGCAGAGCGGCCUUUCUAGCGGGAGUCCGCGGCGGUUCCCAACAGUGUUAGUGGUGUGAGGACCUUUAUAGCUGGUCUAAGGUUUUCACCCCAGCGGAGGGAGAGGAGUCGGGGCUGGCUGCACAGUCCCGGCAGAGCGGGGAGGGUUUUGUUCUGUAAAAAGAACAGAUUUUGCUGCGGAGAACGGAGAAUGAGGUGGAAAGCGAUUGACUGGGAAUCUUGUCGGUGACCCGUAAGAAACGUAGAGCCCACGGCUUCUGUCCACGAGAGAAAAACCACGCACGGGGCAGCAAAGCGAGAGGAGGGGUGCGGAGAGGGGGAGGAGGAGGAGGAGGAGGAGGAGCAGGUCCGCCGGCACCCUUAGCCGCGGGCCGGGGCUGGCGUCGCGGUCCGGCGCGGGCUGGCUGUGGCAGAGCUGGCAGCGUUGCUGGUCGCAGCCUGCGGGCUAUCAGAGACCGUGUCCCCAGUUUUGCACAAACAGUCGAUGUGAAUUCCCUGUCAGAGCGGAUAUGUGAGAAGAAACAAAACAGUGACGUUAAUGAAAGAGGGAAAUAAAAGCGAUGUUGGACAAGCCAGGCCUGGUUUUCAUUUCCUAACCCCGCUCCAGCUGCGGUGACACAUCUCGAGGCUGUAGGUCACGUUGGGAGCCAGACACCACCCUCACGAAGCGGCUCGUGCUCUCGCUCGUGUACACGGCGGCCGAGCAAGGCUGCGCUGGCUCGCUGCGGCCGCAGGAAAACGCCCGCUCCCCAAACCGCGGCCGCAGGGCGAGCAGCGUUUCCCAGCCCCAUCGUUCAGGGAGCCUUUCGCCGCCGGGCACCGUGUGAACGGCCCGCGAGCUCUGCCCCGCACCUGGGGCGCGGCGGAGGAGCGGGCGGCGGGCUCGGGGCGGGUGGCAGUGGCGAGAGCCAUCGCAGGCUCCUGCCGGGGGCAGAUCUUCAUCGAGGGUCUCGGAGCUGAGCCGGGAAAGCCCCGUUUGCACCUGCUCUGGGGACGGGCGAUGCCGGCGUCGUGUCACGCGUCCUAGGGACACCGCGUGGUCCGAGAAGCAGGCGGCUAAACGUUUAGCUGGAAGCCAGCGCAGCGUGUCCUGCCAGCCUAGCGUGGAGCGGGACAAGCGGGGAGACGGCGUGGGGGCUGCGCAGCAGGUCCAGAGCCUGGCAGGAGCAGCGCCGGGAAGAGCGAGGAAUCGCUUCUCUCGUCUUGUCCGCUCUGUUCCAGCUCCUCGCCAAACCUCGCUAUCUGCAGGGCUCUAAACCUCCACUAAAGGGAUGUCCAAUGCAGCCAGAACAAAUAAUCCGCGAUCUGAAAUAGCUCCCUCACGUCCUACACACGAUAACCAAGAGCAGCUGAAUGUUUCUGGCACUGUCCUUUAGAACUGGAGGAUGUUGUUAUGUUGGUUAUUUCACUUCAUACUCUGGAAAUCAAAGCUCUCAGUGGGAGAAUGAAGAAGAGAAGCACUUUAUUAAUUUUUUUAAAGUCUCCGUGUAACUCCUGUAAUAUAGAAGUGAGAUGUCAGCACAGGGGAUGCUAAUGUUUUAGAAAUGAUUUGGGUGCAGCAGGCAAUGCAGGUACUCUUUGAGAUGAAUUAUAUUAGAACAGACUAUGCCUGGCCCUAAACCAUAAUUGUAUUUUUAGUAUCUUUUCCUCCAAGAUGUAGAAAAAAUAAAGGCAACUCCGUCAUGUAUUA
Messenger RNA from Alligator mississippiensis (American alligator), 4663 nucleotides. RefSeq names its product reticulon 4 receptor like 1 (gene RTN4RL1). The transcript is spliced from 2 exons. Gene Ontology annotation, molecular function: protein binding. Lineage: Eukaryota; Metazoa; Chordata; Crocodylia; Alligatoridae. The record is from RefSeq and is a predicted model, not a curated record. Gene Ontology annotation, cellular component: plasma membrane. The coding region runs from base 462 to 1838 and encodes 458 amino acids.